GCGGCUGCAGGAUUUAUUCUCAGGGAUCGCACCCAAACACACACCCACCCACCUAGUAACAUAUUACGGUCUUGUCUACCUAUCUGAAGUUGAAUUUCAAACUCCGGGUCGCAUCAAAUUCUCAUGAGACUCUCGCUGUCAGUUUCGAAGUCGUGGUGAUCGGGUAUUCAUCAGAACAAGCACAGUGAGUAGGCUGGUUGUGAUCCUGUUCGUAAAUAUGCUUUUAUGCUUUUUUUCGAUACACAGUGUAAAGUGUCUUUUGUGCUAAAUAAUGCUUGAGAAAUCUCACUACUCCUGUAUUCUGGUAAACGGAAUAUGUUGACAUUAGUGGGACUUGCCGUGAUUAGAGUUGCUGUCCAUAUUUUCCGUCACACUACUUGUGUGUUUUUUUUUUUGCAAACGUUUCUAAUGACUUUAAUUGUUUGUGAGAGCAUUUACUUAUUUUAAUCUCCUGGAGGUAAAAGAACUAGCCACAUAAGUAAUUUUAUGUUUGACACUCUACUCUGCAUACGCUGAAAAAUGCAGUUCAACAACUGCAUGAUUCCAGAAAUAUAUCAACCAACCAAUUAGGUCAGCUCACUGACCACUCCCGCCCCCUUCAGAAAUCUAGUCAAUUAUCCAAGUCUAAACACCAAAGGUACACAGUGCAUACAGGUAUCUGCCCCCGUGUAUGUCUCAGAUAUUUUAAUGAGCACAUCAGUGGCAGUCAGACAGCUGGACCUUUGUAGGGUUACAUCCCAUGACUGUGAUGUUGUGCUCAUCGAUUUUCAGACGUGUGAGUACAGGGGCCAGAGUCACUUAAGCAGCAGGUCGCCGACGGGAGGUGACAGAGAUGAAGGCUUGACUACAGAAAUGCAGGUGGUGGAGACCCAGUCCAAGAGUCUCUGUACGGACAUGACAACGAAGGAAGAGAAGAGUGCAGGGGAGGUGAUGAAGAUGAGAGAGAAAGAUGAGCAUUCAGAGCAAGAAAGUGCAAGCAUAAAUAAAUCUGUCCAACAUCAGUAUUUCCAAAGUUUGACCUCACAGGGAGUGUCUCUGAAGUGCCAAGAUCCAGAAGGUGACGGUCCCCAUGACCAGCACCCAAAGGUGGAGCAUUUCCUAGGUCAGCCUGUCCAGUAUGAGCUGGAGGACAGGGACAGACUAAGCGUACUCACCUGGAACCUCGACGGGCUGGACAGCGAAGACCUCCUGAGGCGUGCCGGGGGGCUGUUCUCCAAUAUUAAAAAAUAUCGGCCAGAUGUCUUACUGUUGCAGGAACUUGUACCAGAAUAUUUGCACUGCUUGAAGAAGCAUUUUGUAAAUUACACCUUUCUUCAAGGAAGUGAUGAAGAUUACUUCAGUGGGAUCAUGCUGAGAAAGUCCAGAGUACAGCUGCUCCACAGCAACAUUGUUAAGUUCCGCACAACAUCGAUGGGCAGAAACCUACUUCUGGCUUAUGUGAGCUUCUUUGGCCGCGAGCUGUGUGUGAUGACCUCCCACCUGGAGAGCUGCAAAACAAGCUACCAGGAGCGGCAGGUCCAGCUGACGAAGGUGUGGACGCGGAUGAGGGAGGUACCGAAGAACGUCUCCGUCAUAUUCGGAGGGGACACCAACCUGAGAGACAAGGAGGUGAGCAGGCUGGGGGGGCUGCCUGAGGGCAUUUGCGACGUUUGGGAGGCACUGGGCGAGCCGGAGGACUGCAGGUAUACGUGGGAUACGGAAACCAACGACAACAAGGACAUUCCCCAUUCGGUACGGCUACGCUUCGACCGCGUUUUCCUGCAGGCGGCCAGAGAUGGGCCAGCAGUAACCCCUGAGAGCAUGGAGCUGAUCGGCCAGGAGAGGCUCAGCUGUGGGUACUUCACCAGUGACCACUGGGGAAUCCUGUGUGCCUUCACCGUCGGACCAGAAGUACCUACAAAUAAGAGUUCCUGUAAAAGAAGAAGGAAUAAAAGAAGGGAACAAAUGGGGAUCAAUGGAGGUGAAAGUCAUUCAGAGACCAUGAGCGGUCAGGUCCUCGACGGAGACAACGUAAAGAAGGGUCUGUCCCUGCAAGGGGAAUCAUCCCAGAGCCUGGAUUCAGGGGCAGAAACUCCCCAGGACCCAGGACAACAGACUGAAUGCUUCCUAGGACACCCUGUCCAAUGUGAGCUGGAGGAGAAGGACAAGCUAACUGUGCUCACGUGGAACCUUGAUGGACAUGACCAAGAGCUGAAGCGUCUUGGUGGGCUGUUCUCCAACAUUAAAAAAUAUCGCCCUGAGAUCAUACUGCUGCAAGAAUUCAAAACACCAUAUCUGAGAUUCUUAAUGAUACAUUUUAAGAAUUAUCAUAUUCUUACAAGACAUUUUUCCAGUUACUUCACAUGCAUCAUGCUAAGAAAGUCUCGAGUUCAGUUAUUAAGUUAUAAGACAGUUAAGCUUCCUUCCAAAACGAUGCAACGGGACCUACUUAUGGCUCAUGUGAAGUUCUGUGGGCGUGAGUUGUAUGUGAUGACCUCCCACCUAAUAUACGGCAAGGAGAACUCUCAGGAGCGGCUAGACCAGAUCGGAAAGGUGUGGACACAAAUCAGAGAAGCACCGGACAACGUCGCAGUUAUUUUUGGAGGGGACACCAACUUGAGAGACUGGGAGGUGAACAAGCUGGGGGGGCCGCCUGAGGGCAUUUCCGACGUUUGGGAGGCACUGGGCAAGCCGGAAGACUGCAGGUAUACGUGGGAUAUGGAAACCAACGACAACAAGGACAUUCCUAAAACAAUACGCAUGCGCUUGGACCGCAUUUUCACGCGAGCAUCCACAGAUGGCGCUGCAGUAGUCCCCAAGAACAUGGCACUGAUUGGGCAGGAGAGACUUAAUUGUGGGUUAUUCGCCAGUGACCACUGGGGAGUCCUGUGUGACUUCACUGUUAAGCCGCAAGACACGCCGCAUGAGAGUACCUGCAAAAGACCACCAGAGGCCAAUGUAAAAGAGGAGGAAAAGAAGGAAGGCGAUGAGAUGAAGAAAAAUGAAGAGGAACCUCGCAGCAUGUCCAACCAUGACAAGCCAAGCAAGCAACCCAGUAAAGCAGCCAGAAUGGCAAUUUCCAUAGGUAAUCUUUUCAAGGAACAUGUGGAGGACAAAGACAAGCUGACUGUUCUUUCCUGGAGCCUUGAUGGGCUUGAUGAAGGUGCAGAAAGGCGUUGUGGUGGGCUGCUCCGCAGCAUUAACAAAUACCAGCCAGAUAUUAUACUAUUGCAAGAAGUAAUUCCACUAUAUCUGGCAGUGCUGGGCACAUAUUUUUGGAAUUAUGAGAUACUUCCAGGAAGUGAUGAUGCUUCCUCCACUUGCAUCAUGUUGAAAAAGUAUCGAGUACGACUUCUACGCAGCGACGUCGUUAAUUACCCCACAACGGAGAUGAACAGGAACCUACUCAUGGCUUAUGUGAACUUCUAUGGCCGUGAGCUGUGUGUGAUGACCUCUCACUUAGAGAGUGGUAAGGAGAACUCCCAGGAGCGAAUGAACCAGCUCAGGAGGGUCUGGAAGAGGAUGCGGGAGGCACCGGACGAUGUCACCGUCAUAUUCGGAGGGGACACCAACUUGAGAGACUGGGAGGUGAUCAAGCUGGGGGGGGCGCCGGUAGGAAUCCUGGAUGUUUGGGAGACACUGGGAAAACCGGAAGACUGCAGCUACACGUGGAUUUCCACUGGCAGGGACGACAGGAACCCCGUGAGGAUACGCUUUGAUCGCAUUUUCCUGCGGCCACCCGGAGAUGGAGCUGCACUGGUGCCUGAGAAGAUGUCACUGGCGGUCUUGGGGAGGCCGCAGUGUCGUGCGUUUGGCAGCACGCACUGGGGAGUCCUGUGUGACUUUGCUGUCAGUCCGUAGCAAAGCCAGUCGGAGGAUGACUCCCUACAGCUACAUUAUAAACACUGUAAAGAUCAAACCAUUAACAUAUUCUGCCCUGUAAAAUAACUGGAACUAAUUAAGCAGAGCAAAUUUAGAUGUCUUAGCUUCCUCUGAACUCACAGACUCCAGUUUAUUAACGACCUUACCUAGCUUGAUUAGUCUGUUAACGGUCGUAAUACUACUCAUUACUGUAUAGGGUAUUCGGUUACGCUCUUCGGAUAAAUUCGUAAGACAUUUCCUUUGUACUUUCUGUAACUUGAUUAGGAAGAAGAACGUUAUAUCUGAGAGUUCUGAGAUUUUAACAUAGUAAGAGUCCAUGUUAUUGGUUCAUGUUAUUUAUUUGUUUUGACAUUACGGUACAGGCCACAUAUUAGGAACCCUAUACUUAUAUUAGGACUGGGUUUCUGCUGUUUAUUUGAAUUUGAGAAACUGACAUAAUCAGAUCAGUCAGUAAAGCAUAUUUAAAACUCUAAUUUUUGACAAUAUAUUAUAUCAGCAAGUUCUAUUUUCCUCCUUAAAAUCUGUUAUAUUGCAGACAAAUUUUUCAUAUUGGUUGAGCCCUAAUGCAAACCCACAUUAAAGUUUAAACUUCAAGACGGAAUGAAGAUUAAAUUAUUGCUGAAGUUUAAAUGAUGAGCUGAUGUUUGAGUACUUUGCCUGUGGAAAAUUGGAGGUCAGUAGUUAAUUUGGUGCUCUGUAAAAAUUCAUACCAUACAGAAUUUUCCUCCAGGACUUUAGAUUCUAUCUUUUUUCCAUCUGCUGGAUUUACUUGAAUAGUUCAUUCCCAGUUUGUAACAGCUGUUGGUAGACUGUCAGUUUUUCCAGUGAUAUCAUCUCCCAGUUUAAUGGCCUUUAAUGACUCUGUCAUGUUUUAGCGUCUUACCAAUACUAUACGGUUUCCCCUGUUUGAAAUAUAUAUUUCUCCAAAAAAUAAAUAUAUGCUUCAUGUACACAA
Molecule: messenger RNA, 4816 nt
Organism: Paramormyrops kingsleyae
Lineage: Eukaryota; Metazoa; Chordata; Actinopteri; Osteoglossiformes; Mormyridae
Source: RefSeq, a predicted model, not a curated record